GGUAAAGUCUUGUCUAUACUUCAGCAAAGGAAGGUUUGAAGGACCAAGAGAACAUUUUAUUCUGUCUGGGCUGAGUUCUGUACCCAUCUAUUAUGCAACUACUACUGAAAGGAAAUACUACCUUAGAUAACAGCCUUCAUGGCUCUGUAACUCAGGAGGCCUGCUAAGAUGAAUUUAGAUUGCAUAGCCCAUUUUUGGUAAGCACUUCAGACUCGCACUGCAUGGCAGGCACAGUCAAUAUGUCAUUAUCAUUGCAAACCCAAGAAAAAGAAUUUAGAAGCGUCUUUUUAUUCGAAAGUUAUCAUGAUUUUCAAGCAAUAGUUGUCAGCUACUAAAGAAAAGGCAAUCAUUUCCCUAUCAGUUUACACAGUUAAUAUAUUAUUCAGUAUACUGGAUUAGAUGACAUAACUGAAGGAAGUUGGGAGAGUUCUUGAACAAUACACUGGAAGCUGGCUUGUUAAGCCAUUAUUGAUUCUCUUCUCCAAGUAAAACAUACCUAGCUUUACAACAAAGUUUAACAUUAGGUUUAGCCUCAGGCUAAUUAAUUUACAAUAUCAUUACAAAAGGUUUUAACAUGGGUAUGAGAUCUGGAAAUUGCAGGUGAUACAGCGCUUUUUUAUUACUACUACCAUAAUAUGUUUGCUGCUGCUACCAAAAAUUUUGUUAAGCAGGUUGAUGAUGGAGGGAGAUUAAUUCCUGUUCCUAGUCUCAGUGAAGCUGACAAAUACCAGCCUCUGAGCCUUGUUAUUAAGAAGAGAACGUGUUUUCUUUCAAAAAAAUCUAAAUUUGCUUCAACGCCUUUCACCUUAAAAGACAUUCUUCAGGGAGAGAAAGAAAUUUCUUCAGGUGUUUCAUCCUAUCAGUUGUUAAACUAUGAGGACAAAUCAGAUCUUUCUCUGAAUGGUAAACGAGGAAAUCAGAUAAUGAAUGAUGUCGGGGUCAAUAUUGAUGGAUCAGAUUCUGUUGCAGUUAAAGCUUCAUUUGGCAUAGUGACCAAACAUGAGGUUGAAGUACCAACAUUGCUUAAAGAACUUACUACUAGAAAAAUUAACUUUGAUCAUUGCCUCGUCCGUCAGGCAAGACAAAGUAGGAAGGAAGUUCUGUGUGUGGUAAUGGAAAGUAUUAGAACAACACGGCAAUGCUCAUUAUCUGUCCAUGCUGGAAUGCGUGGGGAAACAAUGAGGUUUCACAUUAUCGAAGACAAUUAUAAAGUACGGGACAAAGCUAUUGUUUUUCCAGCACACACAACCAUUGCAUUUAGUGUAUUUGAACUUUAUAUUCACUUGGAUGGUAAUUUUGAAUUUUGUGUCACUCCAGUUUCCAAAGGAGGAUUUGAAAAAGAGCAGUCUGGAUCAUUUUCAAUGAGCAAAUUAAGGAGUAAUCUGUUCCGUCGAAAUAAGUGGGUAUUGGAGACUGUUGCUAACUCAGAUGAUUACUUGGAGGAGCUUUUAACAGAUUAUUAUGAAAAAGCUGCAAGCAUGACUGAUGUCUCUACAAGCUAUCUCAGAGAAGGGUCUCAUAUCCGAGUGAAUUUACUUAAUAACAACAUCCCAAAAGGUCCUUGUGUCCUUUGUGGAAUGGGUCAUUCUAAAAGGGAGACAGUUUAUGGAUGUCUCGAGUGUUCUUUCCACGGACAAAAGUAUGUACGACUGCAUGCUGUGCCCUGCUUUGACCUCUGGCACAGAAGGGUGAGAUAAAUUAUCUGUGCCAGUGCCUAUUGUUAUAGACUUAGGUAUAACUGUGCCACAAACUUUCCAAAAGUGACUUAGUAAAGCAUUAAAAGUGCAAAAUGUUUUAGUAUACUACUUUCUGUUUUCAAGUGAUGUUUUAUUUUACACAUACAGCUAAUUAUAUUAAUUAGUUUAGCAUGUAGGGGUUUUUGUCAAAAAUAUCACUGCUUUUCAUUUUCCUAGCACUUUCUCAUUUCAUCAUUCAUGGUAACUAACACGUGUACUUUUAAACUGAAUCAGAAAAUAGCAAUUUUUAACUUCUUAUAUUUUGAAAUGGACUUACAAAAUUUGCUCUUUGUAAAGAUAUUUCCUUAACUACAUCAGAGUAUGAUGGUAAAAUGAGAAAAUCUGUUAAAUAUUUAGUGUUGUCAUAAAUGUUUAAUUGAAGUAUCAGAUUAAAAACACAUUGGAGGUUAGCUCAGUUUAAGGUUUCUUUUAUAAAGGAGAAGACUGAAAAGGAUCAUAGCUGAGGAUAUGGGUUUCAUAUCAGGAUGUAAUUACCAUAUAUCUUUAUUCUGACUAUAUUAGUUGUGACCACCAGCUAGCCCACAUUUUGCAUAACUUGGAUAACUUGCAUGUGUUUUAUUCUGAGUUAGACUGGCUGUUGACUUUAAUGUCUUUGAUGUAUACAGGUAAAAAUAGCGAUAAUUUAUAUCACUAACAAUAUUGUAUUAUAUCAAUCCUUUUAGAUUUCAUGUCUGAAGGUCUGUGACCUAGAGUAGGGGUUUGGCAGCAUUUUCUGUGGGGGAUAGUGGAAUGACUCAGCUUGGAUCAGAGAAAGGCAGGCAUUGGGACCCAGCUGUUCCUGCCACUUUUCUCCGCUGAGCUGUUCAGUGUGGCAUGAUGAAAGCCCCUUCCACCAGAAUCUGUGCUGCUUGACUGCAGACAGGUACAGGCACAGCCCCUUCCAUUGGAGCCCCAGGUAGCUGACUAGUGUGCAAGAGGGAGAGGUCCUGCCACCAAAUGCUGCCAAAAUCACAGUUCUGCAGGCCACAGGUUGCUGACUCCUGACCUAGAUAGUCUAACAUCACAACUUACAGUAGUUUGCAUUAUUGGGAGUACAUACACUAGAUGGCACUGCAGAAUGUAAUUCAGAACACUGGAACUGGCACUGCUGGCCAGAACAGCUGUCAAAAGUGUUUACGUCUCUCUUAAUGUCAUUAUAAAGUAAGAGGGAGAUUAAAAUGUCUAUUCCUGCUUCCCUUGAAA
Molecule: messenger RNA, 2939 nt
Organism: Gavialis gangeticus (Gharial)
Lineage: Eukaryota; Metazoa; Chordata; Crocodylia; Gavialidae
Gene: PJVK
Product: deafness, autosomal recessive 59
Exons: 6
Coding region: 636-1697 (353 amino acids)
Biological process (GO): programmed cell death
Cellular component (GO): cytoplasm
Source: RefSeq, a predicted model, not a curated record